AAGGUCCGUGUGCGCGCCGUCGCCUUGACGUCAGCUUGCCUGUGUACGGCAGCUCGCAGGGCUCAGUUCCGCCGCUCCGCCGCUCCUGCUGACGAUGGGAGACGUUCUCUGCGAAGAGCUCGAGGAUUUAGUUCAUUUCUCAGUGCACGACCUGCCGGCACGAGGCUAUGUCGUCAUGGAGGAGAUCCGACGUCAGGGGAAACUCUGUGAUGUCACGCUCAAGGUCGGGGAUCAUAAGUUCAGCGCUCACCGGAUCGUCCUGGCCGCCUCCAUCCCGUAUUUUCACGCCAUGUUCACCAACGACAUGGUGGAGUGUAAACAGGACGAGAUCCUGAUGCAGGGCAUGGACCCCAGUGCUCUUGAGGCUCUCAUAAACUUUGCGUACAGCGGCCACGUUGCGAUCGACCAGCAGAACGUUCAGUCUCUCCUGAUUGGCUCGAGCUUCCUGCAGCUGCAGAACGUUAAAGACGCCUGCUGCUCCUUCCUGCAGGAGAGGUUACAUCCGAAGAACUGUCUUGGUGUGCGUCAGUUUGCAGAGACGAUGAUGUGUACGACUCUGUACGACUCAGCCAGCAGCUUCCUCCAUCAGCACUUUGUGGAGGUGUCGGUGUCCGAGGAGUUCCUGGGUCUGAGGACGGAGGAGGUUCUGGAGCUGGUCGGCUGUGAUGAGCUCAACAUCAAAGCAGAGGAACAGGUGUUUGAAGCUGUGCUGGCCUGGGUUCAUCAUGACCGAGACCGGAGGGAGUCUCUGCUGCCGGAGCUUCUGUCAAAGAUCAGACUUCCUCUGUGUCGACCUCAGUUCCUGUCAGACCGAGUUCAGCAGGAUGAGCUCGUACGCUGCUGUCAUAAAUGCAGAGAUCUGGUGGAUGAAGCCAAAGAUUUCCACCUGAUGCCGGAGCGUCGCCCUCACCUGGCGGCCUUCAAGACCAGACAGAGGUGCUGCACCUCCAUCACAGGACUCAUCUACGCUGUGGGGGGACUCAACAGCUCAGGUGAUUCAUUAAAUGUGGUCGAAGUGUUCGAUCCGAAUGGGAACAUCUGGGAGCGCUGUCAGCCAAUGAGGACGGCUCGCAGCAGAGUGGGUGUGGCUGUCGUUAACGGGCUGCUGUACGCUAUUGGAGGAUACGACGGCCAAUCACGGCUCAGCACUGUGGAAGUUUACAACCCAGAGACAGACAGCUGGACACGUGUGUCAAGCAUGAACAGCCAACGCAGCGCCAUGGGAACGGUUGUGACUGAUGGGCACAUCUAUGUGUGCGGCGGCUACGACGGAAAAUCAUCUCUGAACUCUGUGGAGUGUUACUCUCCAGAGACUGACAGGUGGACGUUGGUGACCGACAUGAGUGCGAGUCGCAGUGCGGCCGGUGUGACGGUGUUUGACGGACGCAUCUUUGUGUCUGGCGGCCAUGACGGUUUACAGAUCUUCAACACGGUGGAGUACUACAACCACCACACCAACCGCUGGCACCCGGCGGCAGCCAUGAUGAACAAGCGCUGCCGUCAUGGGGCUGCGGCGCUCGGCAGUCACAUGUACGUGACGGGCGGUUACGACGGCUCGGGCUUCCUGAGCGGGGCGGAGGUGUUCAGCUCGGUGUCGGGUCAGUGGAGCCUCCUGGUGGCCAUGAACACGCGGCGCAGCAGAGUGUCGCUGGUUUCCACAUCGGGACGCCUGUACGCGGUGGGUGGCUACGACGGACAGUCCAACCUGAGCUCCGUGGAGAUGUACAACCCCGACACCAACCGCUGGACCUUCAGGGCGCCCAUGGUCUGCCACGAGGGGGGGGUCGGGGUGGGCUGCAUCCCGCUGCAGCCCGCCUAAACCUUCAAUCAAAGGCUGAGGAUUAACGCGUUACUGACGGCCGCGGCCGAGCGGUGGAGGUGGCGCUCUCCGCUGGCAUUCACUGAGCUUCAUCGGUACGACGGCCGGGCUCAGACCUGCACACUGACGCCAGGCCUGUGGGAUUGUGGGUAAAAACUGUAGAGCUAGCCUCCGAUGGCUAGCUGCUAACAUUGUGCUAUUAUCGGAUGGAUGAUUCAUCGUUAACGUUGAUUUUAUACUUGAUUGACUCGACUGACAGGAAGCGACCUCGUCUCCAAACGAAGCUGCUGAAACAGGACGAGCCGUAAUUGACAGACAGGAAGUGACCUCAGGCGACACGAGACAGAUCCUGCAGCGCCCCCGACAGGCUGCACAGUGCACUACAGGCUGCUUCACUUCACUUCCUCAUUAACUCUCCUCCUCGUUUCUUAAAUGUUUUUCCUAAAUGUUGCUAAUCUGAUACAUGCAAACACUGGGCCUGUUAAGAACCAAUCAGGUGCUGUUCUUUACAGUCACAUGCUCACAUGUAGCACCAUUAGCUGUUAGCUUCUGUUAGCUCCUGUUUGGAAAACCUAUUUUCUGAUUUCUGUGGAUUCGUGAUGUUUACUGUGGAUGACAUCAGAGAUGAUGACAUGUACAGGAAGUGAUGUCACACUGAAUGAUGUGUUCACUCUGAGGAGGAGGAGGAGCUUCCUGCUGUGUCUUUUAGCUCUCCGGUGCCCCCAUGAGGAUGCUCAGUGCUGUUGCGGUCCAUGUCAGUCCAGAUCCUGAAUUGUCAGCAGGGUCAGACGAGUCCUGAGCCAGGUCUCAGCUCAGUGAAGCAGUGGUAUGUCCUGAAGGGGGCGCUGGAGGACCAAUGAAAGGGUUCCUGAUUGAUGAACUUUGAUUGAUUAUUGAUUUUGGACAUUUUGAACUGUUUGAUCGACCUCGUUAGUUUGGUAGUAAUUCUAAUCAACAGUGACAUCACAGUGACAUCACAGGAAUGAAUAAUUACUGUUGUUUGAACAGUAUGUUUCAUUUUCAGUGUGAUUGAUUUAUUUUGUGGAUCAUUAAAAUGCUGCUGACUCGACAUGUCGUCAAUAGCAGACGUCAGGCACGUGUGUGUGUGAAUAAUAAUUAUACUAAACGAUGUGAAAUCA
Messenger RNA from Larimichthys crocea (large yellow croaker), 2958 nucleotides. RefSeq names its product kelch-like family member 18 (gene klhl18). NCBI's taxonomy places the organism in Eukaryota, Metazoa, Chordata, Actinopteri, Sciaenidae. The record is from RefSeq and is a predicted model, not a curated record. Gene Ontology annotation, molecular function: protein binding. The transcript has 10 exons. The coding region runs from base 95 to 1819 and encodes 574 amino acids.